CAUAAACACAAACCAAACCAAACCAAACCCCAACCCCCCGUCCCCCCUUUUCCUCUCUUCCCAGUAACGACACACAAUACUCCAACACGACAUCGUUUUCUCCCCCCGGUACUUCUCCUUCGUCCCCCCCGUCGGAUCUGAGUUGCACUUUCUCCGAUCUCCUUCUCUCUCAGUCAGCUGUUUUGACUAGCCGUUCCUAUCGGAUCCACGGCGGGCAUUUUCAUUUUCAGAUGGGAAUGCCCGAACGAUGAGCAAAUCUGGCAACGAGGACGAAGAAGACAACGGUAACGACUGUUUCUACGAGUCUCUUGAUCGCAUACUUUCGUCAGCGACGUGUUCUUCGUCUUCUUCUUCUUCUUGUUCAGAUGAUGAAGAUGACAGCGAGGUGUACUUGAGGGAUCCCAAUUGCAGUACUUGUCCUAGCAAUAAUGCUUCCGGACGUACCUUAUCGAUCCCUAAAUUCCCAAUGGGGGUUACCGGUAACUACGAUGUCUGGAUCUCACAGCCUUCGUCAGUCGAAGAACGCCGGUUGCGGUUGCUCAGGCAGAUGGGACUUAGCCGCGAACCUUCUUCCGCCUCUAGACAUAAACCGUCUUCAUCCGUUUCGUCUGCCGCCGACUUAAAGCUUGGUAAGUCUGUCUCGGCAGAUCAUUUAGACACUGAUGCUACUACUCAUGCUCAUCAAGUUUCUGGUUCUAACCCUGUAAUCAUCCGAUCCAAGUCCGCCGAUCAUGAACACCGUGAUUCUAAUUCUAAUUCGCAUUCGCGGCAAGAAAUUCUUUUAAUUAAUUCAUUAUCUUCAUCCGCGGUUGAUUCCGCGUCAUCAGCAACUGUAAAUAAUAUCGUUGAUAAACAUGUUCUAGCUAAAUCGCCAAGCAUCAAUGCUAACGCUGCUUCGCCUAGUAAACCUCCAACCGGUAAAAUCCUUAGGCGUAGCGAGGAGAUUAUUAAGUUCGACAUUUCCUCAAAUGUCAAUAGCAAUGACGGCGAUGCAACAGGGAUGGAUUUGGAUUGUGGUACUGGUAGGGAAGGCGAUGAUGCAGCAGUUUGUACAAUCAAAAAUCUCGACAACGGAAAGGAGUUUGUAGUUCAUGAAGUUCGAGAAGAUGGAAUGUGUGAAAACCUUAAGGAAGUUGGAACAGGUAGGCAUUUAACCAUGGAAGAAUUCGAAAUGUGUGUUGGCCACUCACCAAUUGUUCAAGAAUUGAUGAGAAGACAGAACGUUGAAGCUGGAAACAGCGAUUUGCCUGAUUCAAAUGGUAAUUCCAGUGGUGGGAGUGGAUCUAAAUCCAAAAAGAAAGGGAGUUGGUUGAAGAGCAUCAAGAAUGUCGCCAGUUCUGUUACAGGUCAUAAAGAGAGAAGAAGCAGUGACGAGAGAGACACAUCAUCAGAAAAAGGUGGAAGAAGAUCAAGCUCUGCAACUGAUGAUAGUCAAGAUGUUUCCUUCCAUGGUCCAGAAAGAGUAAGGGUUAAACAAUAUGGGAAAUCACAUAAAGAUCUUUCAGCUCUUUAUAAAAGCCAAGAGAUUCAAGCCCACAAUGGUUCAAUCUGGACCAUUAAGUUCAGUUUGGAUGGUAAAUAUCUUGCUAGUGCUGGUGAAGAUUGUUCAAUCCAUGUAUGGCAAGUUGUUAGCUCAGAUAGAAAAGGCGAUCUUUUAUUUGAUAAACAAGAAGAUGGAAAUCUGAAUGUGUUAUUGAUGUCAAAUGGAUCUCCAGAACCAACCUCAUUGUCUUCUAAUUUAGACACAAGUAUACCUGAAAAGAAGAGAAGAGGAAGGUUAUCCAUAAGCAGAAAAUCCAUAAGCUUGGAUCAUAUUUCCAUACCAGAUACCAUGUUUGCCCUUUCAGAAAAACCUUUUUGUUCCUUCAAUGGACAUCUUGAUGAUGUUCUUGACCUCUCAUGGUCCAAAUCUCAGCAUUUGCUUUCAUCUUCCAUGGAUAAAACUGUGCGAUUAUGGCAGUUGUCCAACAAAUCUUGUUUGAAGAUCUUCUCUCACAGUGAUUAUGUGACUUGCAUACAGUUUAAUCCUGUUGAUGAUAGAUACUUCAUUAGUGGAUCUUUAGAUGCAAAAGUUCGCAUAUGGAGUAUUCCUGAUAGACAAGUUGUUGAUUGGAAUGAUUUGCAUGAAAUGGUCACUGCUGCUUGCUAUACACCAGAUGGUCAGGGUGCACUAGUUGGUUCAUACAAGGGCAGCUGUCGUUUAUACAACACAACUGAAAAUAAGUUACAGCAGAAGAGUCAGAUCAACCUACAAAAUAAGAAAAAGAAGCCCCACCAUAAAAAAAUCACUGGUUUUCAGUUUGCUCCAGGCAGUUCAACACAAGUCCUCAUCACAUCUGCAGAUUCAAGAGUUCGGGUUGUUGAUGGUGAAGAAUUGGUUCACAAAUUCAAAGGGUUUCGAAAUACGAACAGCCAAAUCAGCGCCUACCUGGCAUCAAACGGGAGAUACGUGGUAUGCGCCAGCGAGGAUUCGAACGUGUACGUGUGGAAACACGAAGGUGACUCACGUGCCAGCCGGACAAAAGGUGUAACAGUCACCCAAUCAUACGAACACUUCCACUGUCAAGACGUAUCAAUGGCAAUCCCAUGGCCUGGAAUGACUGAUUGGGGUUACAACUUUUCCGGCGAGCUGGACGUGGCGGUGGGGUCCACUGCCGCCGCCAACCACCACCACCCGCCUACACCGGAAAACGAAAGUAACGGGACCCACGGGUCCCCGUUAACGUCUGUUAACAGUCCGGUUAACGGGACGAUAACGAGUGCUACAAACGGUUAUUUUUUCGAUAGGAUAUCGGCCACGUGGCCGGAGGAAAGGCUUGUUUUAGGAACUAAGAAUCGGGGUCAAAGUCCGAGGACGAGUGUUGACUUUUCAAACGGGGUGGGCCCGGGGAAGUCAGCGUGGGGGAUGGUGAUUGUGACAGCUGGACUUCGGGGGGAGAUUAGAACGUUCCAGAAUUUUGGAACGCCAGUGAGGAUAUAAAAAGGGGAAAAUGGAAAAUAUAUAGAUAACCAUGAUUUGGGUGUUUGUGUGGAUGUGGAUUGGAUGGUUGUACAGAUAGCUUCGAUGAUUGUAAUAUUAGCAGGAGAGAGAGAAUUCGUGUUUUUUUUUUGGCUGUUUAAAUUCGGGACUGGUGAAGGAGCCGGUUCGAGUAGAAAAAAAAUUAGAGUUUUUUUUGAAGGGAAAAUAACAAAAAAAAAAGGAAGAAAAAAAGGGGAAGAAUACGGUUGAGAGUUUAGAAAGUGUUGAGGAAUUGUAGACUUGGAGAUAUUAAUUUGUAUUUUUUUUUUACGAUUUGAUUCUUGUGUAUUCCGUCUGUGUAUCUUCUUAUUUUUUUUAACUUAUGUUUGUGGUGGUGGAAUCAAUGAAUUCUUGAUUUGUGUAUACAGU
Messenger RNA from Lactuca virosa, 3388 nucleotides. Lineage: Eukaryota; Viridiplantae; Streptophyta; Magnoliopsida; Asterales; Asteraceae. The record is from the annotation of a GenBank genome assembly.